Molecule: messenger RNA, 1010 nt
Organism: Ectocarpus sp. CCAP 1310/34
Lineage: Eukaryota; Phaeophyceae; Ectocarpales; Ectocarpaceae
Source: the annotation of a GenBank genome assembly
GACAGAAAGCCCGUUAUCCAGGGUGUGGGGCCGUUCGGCGCAUCCAACACCAAGCGCCGGGACGACUGGGUACCCGGCACCAGAAGGGUUCUGAGAGACGAGGGACGACGAUGGCGGCGGCACCAGAUACGAUGGUGAAGACGACUAUGACAAGAAUGAAGACGGUGAUGAAGAUGACAACGGCGGCUACAACGGCAGCAACGGUUCCGAGGAUUCUACCUCGGACGAGGCCACGCCCGACGGCGUAACGUUUCGCAAGGAGGGAAAGGUGCUCUUCAACACCAUGGUCCGAGGGUGGCAACCUGGAGACGUCUCGCUCGUCGUCGACUCAGUCCUGAAGCUGUGGCACACUAAUGAUGGUUGCGCAAAACGCUCCUCCUGCAAGGCAUGCGAACAGCCGUUGGACCGGUCUUCGGAGGUCGUUAGAGUCUCCGAACAGGACGUGGGGCAGGUCGGCAACGGACGGUUCAUGUUCCGCGUCUUGACCAGGGACCCUCGUGGGAAGACCAACACGAAGUCGGAGUUGGACGAACGGGUUUCUAUCUUGACAGAGGCAAUCAUCGCCCAAGGACAUGCCGGUGGCGAGGAAUCGAAUGGUUUCGACGGCGCUCCGCUCGCACGAAGCCUUGGCGAUUCGUCCGUCACUUCAUCGAACCUGGGGUCAGAUACUCCGGACGCCUCACGCGCCUUCCGCGGCCAGUCCGUGUCGUCCGGGGACUACCCCCUACAAACUGGGCAGUUCUUGUCAACCGCACCGCUGGUGGACUCGACCAACGUAGAGAUUACGGAGAUCGGCGAUGUCAUCCUGCUGGCAAGGGAUAUUCCCGCGUUCUCCGGAGAUGAGCCGUCCUUGUUGGCAUAUCGCGCCACGGGUUCCGACGGGGACAAGGCGGACGGGGGGCUGGGGUGCGUCUUUGAGUCUUGUUGGCAAAGGAUGGUCAAAGGCACUGACGACGAUAUCCGGCACACCUCAAUGUAAAGAACGGAAGGUGGAGGGUUGAUCGGGGGGG